AUAGAUUAGUGGUUGCAUAGUGAUGCGUCAAGAUGGCGAACUCUAACAUAGACAUAGACUUAUUGAGACGGCGCGUUUACGAUAACUUGAAUGAUGCUGCUACAAAAAAUAGUGAUGAAUAUCAUUAUGAUCAAAAAGAUGAAAAACUACAAACCAAACAGUCACCAUAUUGCUUUCAAAAUUUUGUGUGCCUUGGAGUAGCUGUUGCUGUGUUUUAUUUUACUGACUUUUUAAAUGUUAUUUUAUAUGAUGCAAGUAUCAAAAGUACAUGGUUUUGGUCAGGGGCCUUAUUUUUAAGUGUUCAUCUAGGAAUUUUAGUGUAUAUAGUCUUUUACCAGAGUUUUUGGAAAAAACUUCAUUCUGAUGAGUGGGAAACCAAAUUUCCCAGAGUUUUUCCAAUAGCAACAUCUGCUUUCAUAAUUGGAAUGAUUUGCUUCUCUGUCAGCCUUUGGCCUGUUUGGGGAUUUCUAACUCCAUUAAUAUUUCUAUCACUUUUUUUAGGAGGUGUUGUUAUUAUAGCAAUGAUUGGCUGAUUCUCUCAACAGUUUUUACAACCUUCAAUAAAUCUAAUAUCUUUGCAUUACUUUAAUAUUGAACAUACAUUGUAUGGAGUAUAUAUAUAUAAAUAUAUAAUCUUUACAAAUUGAAAUAAAUAGAAACUGUGUUGUGUAUCUCCAUAAUGAAAACUGUUAUAGAGCUUAAAAUUUGUUAGUACUUUUAUUUAAUGGAUCUACAUUCUCUCAUGACAAAAAUCUAGCAUUAAAAUGGAUACUUUUAAAAUGGUAUUACCAAUAUUGUUAAUAAUAACAAUAAUAAAUUUGUAAUUUCCAACAUAUUUAAAUUGAUAUACCAUUUUGUACCUAGUCUUUCUUUUCUAGAGAGGAUAUGAAGGAAAAGUGAACAUCAAAAGCUUAAGCAUUACAAAGUAGUAUUUUGUAGAUGGCAAAUAUAUCCUAGUGUGAAUAGAAGAAGAGCUGAAUGAUGCAUAUUAAAAAGAUGUCUUUUGAAAAUUAAUGUGAAGAAAGUUCACAUGAUGAUCAAAAAUGCAUGCUAGAAAUACUAAAUACCAAAACUGGAGAUGCUACAAGCUUCCAAUACCAAAAAGCUGAAAAUGUCAGAAAUUUUAAUGGAUAGGAUGAAACGUGCUAGUUGCCUUAAAAGUGGCUUCCCCACUGGUCCAAAGAAUGCAUGAGAAAGUGUAAUGCUCUCAACUUUAAAAUAUCACCUUGUGAUCAAAUUUUCCUUGAUUGUAUCAUUGCUUUUAGUAACAACCAAAUAUAUCAUAAGCUAUAAGCUUUAUUUUCUUCAUUAAUAUGAACAUGUUUUGAAUAUAUUUGCAAGUACCCUUUCUCUAUGCAAACUCUGUAUGCAGUAGGAUCAUUGGUUAGUAAUGAUUCUUAUGAGCCUAUUCUUUUUCAAAUGUUUAAACUGAAGUUUAUUGGGAAUAUUUGAAAUCAAUGUUCUUGUAUUUGGUCUUGUACUGUAUAUUAAGAAUAGCUAUCAUGCCUUUUGGUUUUAUUAUUUGAAUACAUUUAAAAGUUUAUCUGCCAUGCCGGAUACAAGUCCAAAAUAAGUUCCUCUUACAGACCUUGCGAUCUGUGGGGCAGAUGAUGUAAAGAUAAUGUUUCUGUAGUCCAAGGUUAACACGGGUGGCCAGCACAACAAUCAACAGUCUUUACUUUUUUUUCCCAACUAAUAUCAGGUACCCAUUAGAGCUGGGUGGACUCAGAAGUGUCCAAAGAUCUCGAAAUUAAAAAUCCCAAUCUUCACCAGGAUUAGAACCUGGGACCCUCGGUUUGGAAUCCAAGCGCUUUACCACUCAGCCACAGCGCCUCCCAAGUCCAAAAUAGAUCAUAUUUAAAAUGUUUUCUUUGGUGUAAUGCACUAAUUGGAAGUGAAAUUUCUUUCUGGAUAAUAAAGAUUAUUAUUAUUAAAAAAAUGUGUAAAUGAAGAUGAGGUUUGAAGAAUACUGUGUAACACUGGUUUUAAAUAGUUGAAAAAAAAGUGUUUUUUUUUUAUUUGAUUUCUCAACUAAACCUAAAAUUGUAUUUAGUCUGUAUUACAAAUCUACUAUUAAAUGAAAUUAUAUUUAACUCUAAACAUUAGUAUUUAUUUUUGUGUGCAAAAACAGAUUCUUAAUCUUCUGUUAUUGUUAUUUUAUGAAAACAUUUUUAAAUGUUAUAGUUCCUAUUUUUAUAAUUAUGUUGAUUCAAAUAAACACACUUUAAAAAGGCC
Messenger RNA from Biomphalaria glabrata, 2235 nucleotides. Its product is annotated as transmembrane protein 128-like. The record is from RefSeq and is a predicted model, not a curated record. The coding region runs from base 33 to 533 and encodes 166 amino acids. NCBI's taxonomy places the organism in Eukaryota, Metazoa, Mollusca, Gastropoda, Planorbidae. The transcript is spliced from 4 exons.